UCUCGCACUACCCUUACGCGUAGACGCGGACGUCGCUCAACUACUAGACAGCAAGACACGUUUACUACGUCGCACGAGCUCUCGUCUGUGUUGUGUAGCAACGCAACUUGCCACAAUGUUGCUCUCACUAGCGCAGACCGCCGUCAUUAUGGAGGACGAAGAUUACGGCGACGACGACUGCGACUCACGUUGCUCGGUUGAAUCUUCACUUUUCGUCAAGAAACAAACAGGAACGAAGCAGAAAUGGACGAGAGAUGAUGAUCAGCUGCUGCUUCUUGUCAUAAACAGUGAUCGUUGUCAACAUCCAAUCAACUGGCAAAAUGUGUCUCAAAAUUUUUCUGGGAAAAGUGCUGGAGAUUGUCAGCAGAGGUUCCACAAGUUGAGGCAAGCUGAGAUGGUGAAAGGUGGAUGGACUAAUCAGGAGGACGACCAGCUGCGAGUACUUGUUGAACGGUAUGGACCACGUCAAUGGUCUAAAAUUGCAGAACACAUGCCUGGUAGAAUCGGGAAACAAUGUCGUGAACGAUGGCACAAUCACAUCAACCCAGAAGUGAGGAAGACAGCCUGGACUGAAGAAGAGAACUGUAAGAUACUCAAUCUUCACCAAGAACUGGGAAAUAAAUGGGCAGAAAUCGCAAAGCAUCUGCCUGGAAGAACCGACAAUGCUAUAAAGAACCAUUGGAAUUCUACUCUUAAAAAGGCUGUAGAGAAUGGGUGGAUGUCACAAAAACAGAAUUCUGGGGUGAAGUUGGCUUCUGCACCUAUACGAAAUGCAAUUUCAAGAGGUGCGUUUUCUGAUUCUACUAAUGUGUGUCAACGCACACCAGAUAAGGAAAAGUAUCAAACAACAACUCGCAGUCCAGUAACCAGAGGAGAAUGGUCAUUUGAUAUUCCUGGACCCAAUAACACAAAUCGGGCAAAUCAAUUGAAUAUCAGAGAAGUUAUGCCUUUAUUGACAUGUAUUUGUGAAGAUGAAAAGCAUGUACAAGAAUGUCCUGUUGACUCAUCGUGUUUCUCAAUGUACACUCAUUAUCCUUUUUCAAUGGAUGUGCUCAACAUGUCUUUUAAUGCUGGUGAAAUGAAGGAUACAGAAUUGACUUUAACGUCAACAAUGCUGCCUUCUCCUCACAAACAACUGGACAGUUUCCAGGCUAUAAAAGUCAAUUUUGCAGCACCUCCAGCAAUUUUAAGGCGUGGUCAUAAAAGAAAGAUUUCUGAGUGUCAAUCUGUACCUCAUUCUGUGUCUGUCUCUACUCCUCAAAGCACUCCAAUAAAGUCGUCAUUUUCUCCAUCGGUUUUUCUGAAUAGUCCAGAUACAGUCAACAGAUGUCGUUCAGUAGCUAAAGAAUCUGACCCAUGUGCAGGACCAUCAUAUACAUCGACACCAAGAUCUACUGUCAAGUCUGGUCGCUGCACACCAUCUGCCAAGAGACUUUGUAGUAGUACUGUCAAGAUGGAAAAUGUUAACAAAAGUCUUCUGGAUUGUUCUCCCUGCACUCCUACACCACUUAGAACAACAAUUAGCAAAGACAGAAAAGUGGGACGAGCGUCAGUCAAGGUUUUAUCGCACAAGCUGAACGACAUUUCCUGUAAAUCAGACAUUAAAUGUAGUGAUUCAUCAAAGUUAUGUACAGAAGAUAUGUCACAACAGUCAGAAAGACGUACGUUAGAUCUAGAGGAAAAGUUUCAGCAAAAGUUACAAUUGCAGCCGGUUGCUGAUGUUACAUACAGACCAACAGAUGAACCAUCAUGUGACAUUGCACUGGGAGUUACUCCACUGGAGGAUUAUGAGCGAGAGUUGUAUUCUAGUGAACCAGCGUUUGCUCUCAACAAGCUGACACAUUGGGAGCAAAUAGCUUUGGGUCAAUCAGAAGACCAGAAGACGCUGACUCUUCAAGCUCGCCGUUGGAUUCGUCAUUGUAAACCUCGAUCUCUUUGGCUUUGAUAGUCUGAUGCCUGUGAAUAGCAGAUUUGUUCACUGUACAGUGACUUAUUAUUCAUUUGUUGACGACGGACACAAUGAUGAAUGGAACUUAUAUAUAUAUAUAUAUUAUUGAAAAAGGACACUUUUAAUUGCAAACAUGACUUGUGCGUUCGCUCUGUUGGUACAA
Messenger RNA from Corticium candelabrum, 2111 nucleotides. Its product is annotated as myb-related protein B-like. The record is from RefSeq and is a predicted model, not a curated record. Bases 116 to 1945 code for a protein of 609 amino acids. NCBI's taxonomy places the organism in Eukaryota, Metazoa, Porifera, Homoscleromorpha, Homosclerophorida, Plakinidae. The transcript has 13 exons.